Molecule: messenger RNA, 5232 nt
Organism: Amoebophrya sp. A120
Lineage: Eukaryota; Dinophyceae; Syndiniales; Amoebophryaceae
Source: the annotation of a GenBank genome assembly
AGGCACCGACCGACCGGGCGAUGACUUUGUCGUCGACGACGACGAUCAUGAUGAGGAAAACGAAAACGAGUCAGUUGUCGAGGAGGUUCUAGUUCGACGGAAAGCCACGGACAAGAAAGAUUCCGCUGAUCUUGUGGAUUCAGCUUCCAAGCCGGGGAAAAACAACAUAAUUUCCUCGACAACCACGGCACCAGCGGCGAAGAAGAGCAGUCCGAAAGCCAAGGCAAAACCUGCAGUCGGGGGUACAGUAGGAGCUCUUUCUGUUGCAGCGCCAGAAGGAGCGCUAUUAAAAAGUAGUACGUCUGCUGCAGGAGGUACUAGUGCAAAGAAGACAUCUUCACGAGGACCAGCCACUGACGAGAAAAGCAAGAACGCACUUGUAGAAGCGCCCGUAGUUGUAGUACCUCCGUCCUCCGAUGCCAAGGAAGAUCAGAAGAAUUUCGUCCAGCUGGGGCAGUUGUACAAGAAUCAGUACAAAAUCAAACAGAAGGAAGACAGCCGCUUUUACUAUUACAACAAGGCGCUAGGGAAACGGCGGGUGUUUGUCCGGCGGAAGGUGCCGAGGAAGGGGUGGAGCAUCAAGCUCAACAUCGACGCGUGGUGGAAGGGUCAGACCUGGAACACGAUAAAGAUCCGGACAGCGGAGCGGAAAGAGGCAGAUAAUGCAAUGGGUGAAGGAGCAGAUCCAGAUGAUAUGUUGUCGAGCGGAUCCGGAAACAAGAUGAUUUCCAAUUCGGAUUUGGAAAGGCAGCUGACCCAGAACCAGUUCUUGAGUCAAAACCCCCUGACGAGCGAAAAGGAAAACACGAACGACCGCAACGAGAAAAUAAACGACCAUAACCGUGACAGCACCGCAGACCGCUUUAGCAGCGCCUCCGAAGGAGGAGGGCCCAAAAUGAUCCGCAGCCUCCGCACUUGCUCUUCGAAGCACAUUGUGUUUCACGACGAGGUGGCGAAGAAGUACGGCGAGGCGGGUCUGGAAGUGUACGCCGACGUGUCUACCGACGACUCGGAUCCCGGGUCCGAACCGGAGUCGGAGGAAGAGCUCGGAAUAAAAAGUGCCGGCGAGGGUUUACAACCCAGAGGUAAAAACAACUCAUCUGCCAAAACUACCUCCAGCAGAAAAGACCAACAAAAUAUCAAUCCCGACCAUGCCAACUCUUCCGAUGACGAAGAUUACAAGAAACUGGUUGAAAACUGGCGGUCGGAGCAACAGAAAUUGGUGCAGCAACUCCAGAACAACAGCCUCACCAACGUGUUGAAGCUGAAAAAGAUUAAUCCCCAAGCACUGCUCGGCGAGAUUGAAACGACCAUCCCGGCAGACGUGAAGAAGCAGCUGAAAGCGAAACUCCGGACGAUGAAGCGGAACGCAAAGAACAAAAUCAUGUUUGAGCAGGCACAUCGGAGAGCGCCGGUCGGGAACACCCGGCUGAAUUCCGUGUUGGCGAACAUCGAGAAACGGCUGGGGGAAAAGGGGAUUGCCGGCGCGGACUACAGCUCGAACAUCGUCCGCAAAACGAAGACCGGUGGAAACAAGAGGGCGGCCCAUCAUGAGAAAAGAGCGGGGUUCAAGUACGAUCUGGACGAUGGGUUCAUCAACGACGACAGCGACGAGGGCGGGAACGUGAAGGAAACCCAGAAAACGUUUUCCGACAUAGAAAGCGACGAUAAAAACAAGUCGUCCGAUGAUGGCGGUGAGGGAGGGAAGAAAGCGAAGAAACGGAAGAAAAUGAAGAACAAGAAUAAUGACGAGACCACUGGUGGGACGGUCUCAGGCGCAGUUGGAAGUAGAUUAUCUUCAGGGAAAAAAAAGUUCGCGGAGGAUUUUGACGACUUGGCUGACAAGAAAAAUACGACGAAAAACGAAAAUGAUAACGACGACUCGGAGCAAGAUCAAAACAGCGAUAUGAAUUCGUCCUCGGACACGGAAGAUGUAGAUUCCGAAGAGGAACGGGCGAAACUUCGCGAGAAACAGAGAUUCAAAGAAUUAGAAAAAGCCCGGAAGUUAGACCCGGCGAAGUUCCGCAUUUGUCUGCCGGAAGACCCCUGGGAUUUUUUGCUGGAUGAGAAGGAACUGGAGAAAAUCGGCGAGUCUGCGGAGUACCAGAAACUGCAGAAAAAUUCCGUGACGUCCAUGCUGCAAAACGACCUGAAGCUGGUGGUUUGCGGCGUUAAGGACCGCGACGAGUGGGAGAAGUUACAUUUGUCACCCGCGAGCACGAACCUUGCGCUCUUCCAAAAGUCGAAUUUGAAACCCCUGGCGUUCAUCCGCAGGUGGCUGGAGCAGGCCGUGUUGACGAACGGGGUUCCGAAUAUGGAGGACUCGUUUUUGCAGCAGAUCGAGCUACCUUUUAUCCCAGACCGGAAUAAACCGUUCUGUUUAGCGACGUAUGUCCGGAGGAACCUGAACACGAUCAUACGGUCGAAAUUCGACUCGAAGAUUCUCUGGCGGUGGGAAAAAGCCGUCGCGGAGGACAUCCGCACGAACUGGUGGCGGUUCGACGAGGACGUGAUUUCCCUGCCGAAUCCCGCGAUUCUCACCGAAAGAGAAGAGGAACUCUGGUGCGACUUCAUCUACAAGCUGGGCCGGGAAGCCGCCCGGACGGCGUUGAACGCGCAGAAGCGGGUCUUCUCGACGACGUGGCACCAAUUCGUGAAGAUUUGGCUGAAGUGCGGGGAUGAGGAGCUGAAACUGGCCUGCCGCGAGUACAGCGCGCCGGUGUUGCGGCUGUUUAAGGAGAAAUGCUUGAUGAACGAAAUCUGGCUGAUGCACCUGCGGAACUUCUCGCACAUGCAGGCCUUAGGAGGAAAACUCCAGUCGAUCCAGUACCAGGAAAGCAGAAGAGAGCAGUACAAAAGGCUCGCUUUUGGCGCACUUCUCGUCCGGAAACUGUGGCUGGCGUUCCGCCGCGCGAUCAAGAUGAUGCACGCGCACAACUACGGCGAAAUGCCGAGGAAGAACCACACGCCGGGUUGGCACGGGGACAAGUUGUUCGAAUUGUUUGUGAACACGUUGCAACACCACUGGCUGUCGGAGUGUGAGGAGAAGAUCGUGAAGGGACAGAUGUUCGCGUUGGUGGACUUAGGACCGACGAUUUUGCGGAGGGAGUUUGACAGCCACAACGCCGCGGUCGCAUUGGCGGAGCGAAACAAGACAAGUAGUAUGGCGCAACAGCAAAACUUCGCCACAGGGACAGGAGCGCCACCAGCUCCUAACCCGUCUAGCAGCGACGAUGAACUGCUGAAUUCCGAGAAGAUCACGACGGCGACGAUGGGGGAACUGCGCCCGCCGAUGCCGCUUUGCGGGAAGUUGUUUGUGUUGGCGAAAGAGGCGGAGGAGCAGUACACCAUGCAGCUGUCGAUGAUGUCACAAGAGGAGGAGUUGCGAAUCCAGAAACAGCUGCAGCGCGCAGGUCUGCAGAAACCGAUGAAUUUGGCCGGGAAUGAGGAGGGAAGGAGUGUGGAUAUAAUCGUUGGAGAUGGAAAUAAAGAUCCAUCUCUGCACGAAAACAACAAAACUACCGGAAGCGGAGCUGCGACCGGAGCUGCUUCCGCACUGGUUUCUAAGAAGAAGCUUCCCGCGAAAGCGAACAGGGUCUUGCCGGCGAAAGGAAAGGCCGCGCCAGGGAAGGCGAAGGGGGUUGUUGUGUCGGGGAGCAGUGCUGGAGGAGACGGCGCAGCUACUUCUGCGGGUCCGGGAAUAUUGCAACAGCCUGCGGGAGGCACAACUGCAACGGGAACGGUAAUUACUGGCACUACUGUCCAACAGGGCGUUUUAAAACCACCUCCGCCGCUGGGAACAGCCAGUGCUGCGGGCUCGACAAAUACAAACGCAGCAAAUGCAGCGGCGAUGCACAUGCAGCCACCCGGAGGUGCUGGCUCUACUACCUUUCCGCUACCAAACCUCCCCUUCCCGGCCGCGCCGCAAACUCCAGGGCAUCAACACCCCAUGAUGAUGCACAUGCAGCAGCCGGGUGGCGCCACCGGAUUUGUGAAUCCCAUGAUGUCGCAAAUGCCGCAGCCACAGAUGAUUCUUCAGCCGGCAUCAGGGGUACAGCAGAAUAUGCAAAUGCAGAUGUCUGCUGGCGGACAUCAGGCUUUCUUAACGCAACAGCAACAAUAUCAGCAACAGCAGCAGAUGGCGCAGCAGCAACACAUGCAGCUGCAGCAGCAACAGAUGAUGCAACAGCAACAUCAGAUGCAGCAGCAAUACAUGCAGCAGCAGCAACAGCUGAAUGCGCAAAACAUCAAGAAGUCUUCACCUCCGGCGCCGGUGGCGCCUUCUCCGGCGGAGCCGCCGCGGCAACCUCAAGCUGCUGGAAUUACCAGAGCAGCUUCGUCGUCCAGCGCAGCUUCGUCAGCGGUGCAACAGGUCGUGGUGCCAUCUUCACAUCAGCAGAGGCAACUGCAGCAGCCGCAACUCCAGCCGCAAUCUCAACAGCCUGCUCGGAACAGAACUGGGGGGGCAGGAGCCUCUUCGUCAACAACCGCAGCGAACAGCGCACGAGCUGCUGCUGCGAAUCCCGACUGCGUCCCGAUUCCCCUGCCCUGCAACCUAUCUCUCGAAUUCAACCCGUCGGUUGUGGGGCAACUGCGUUCGGUGUUGUCCCUCGAGCGACAGGACGUGUUCAUAAAGGACCGGAAGACCGGGCACCAGGAGGCGUACUCCAGUCUCGACGAGGCCGUGCAGGGGGUGUACGCACGGAUGCCACCGUCAGAGCGGGGCGACUUGCAUCUUGCGCACGUCAACGACUGGUGCGCGGGGUGGCACUUUUGGCGCCUGGUGAUCCCCCCACCGCCAGAUGCGAAGGAAAAGAAGACGCAGCUGAAGCGGCUGGCGUUGCAUAUCGCAGACUGCCGGAACAGCAAGUUGCAGUACCCCUUUUGCACGCGCGGGGAGGGCGGAAAACUGGUGCGGGGGCUGGAUUUGGACAACUUUCGGCAGUUGGAGAUGGUGCACCCAAAAAGCCAGAAACCCGCGGUACUGGAGGAGAAACGAAACAAAAUGCUGCGGAAAGGACAAAAGGGUAGAGGAAGGAUGGGAAAUUGAGUCUUUGUGCGAGAGGUGUGGUGACUUUCUGUACUUUUCGCCGCGAAGCUCGGCUCAUGGGCUCAUGUACUAGAGAAUUUGAAUUUGAAAACGCAAACUCAAAAGCGCGGCACCCAGUACGUUCUACAAACGAUUUCCCAGAGGCGUUGUCGGUGCGAUCAUGCACAUGCAUGCUUAAGUUU